AUGCUUCACAUAACAACAACAUACUUCGCUGCAGACACAAAGUCCCAACAACCCCAACACCAACUCACACCAAACCUCCAUCCAACAAUCCACCACAUCCCACAUCACACCUCACAAUCACUACACUCACAUCACAACACACACUCCCAUAGGACCACUCGUACACCCAUCCCGCCAUCACCUACCGCAACUCAAACCACACGCCAACAGUACACCACAAAACCACCAGCACCCAAACAUAGACGCCACCAACACACCCUCGUGCUGACACAAUCACCGAACCACCUACCUACACUCACCAUUCCAUCCACACUAACACCCACACGCUUGUUUGCUUAUAUCUACACUGCACCCUCAACACAGCCCCACUCCCACACACAUCAUCCACUAACCCAAUACGUGCAACACUCCCCAUCCUAUCCAACAAUCUCUCCAUACAAGUCCCAUAUCCACACAGAGCGGCACACGCAGUCCCACAACCAUACAAACACAGUCGCUCGCACUACAGAUCAGCAAUACCGCACAAUCUAA
Molecule: messenger RNA, 531 nt
Organism: Penaeus vannamei (Pacific white shrimp)
Lineage: Eukaryota; Metazoa; Arthropoda; Malacostraca; Decapoda; Penaeidae
Source: RefSeq, a predicted model, not a curated record